UUCCGUGCAUCACCUGACUUCCUCUCCUCUUCUCCCACUCUCUCCCGUCGUUGCCUCUUUGGUGCCUAUAACCAGCCUCCCGGCAUCCCCCCACCUUUGAUUCCCUUCUUCCACCGCAGCUCCCAAAAAGAACAUGGUACAAACCAGUCAGUAGCCUGUUACUGUUGUAUUGGAUGCCUCAACAGCAACCUAAGAGCUAACAGUCCCUGUUCCCAACCACCCAUCCUUCUUCCUCCAUUCUCCCCCACCAAACCUCGAACUCAAAAGGAACCGUCUUUAUUACCCCCCCUCGCUUGCCUUGGCAUAGAGACUUUUGCCUUCUUUGCUGGUGGGGAGAUGAAGAAGCUCAGCAACGGGAAAGGACGGAGGAUCCACCCGACCCCACCGCCGGGAACGGCGCUGCGGGACCACCUGGCGGCGAUCCCUGCGGCGUUGUUGGCCCUGGUGGCGGCGCUGACGGCCGAGGAGAAGGAGGUUCUGGCGUACUUGCUCUCAGGCGGCGGUGGCCAUGAGAGGGGCAGCGAGCGGCGGCGGCGGCUACGGCCGCACCCCCCGGAGCUGGGCUGCGAGUGUUUCUGUUGCUACAAGAGCUUCUGGGCGCGGUGGGACGCGUCGCCGAACCGGCACGUCAUCCACCGCAUCAUCGACGCCGUGGAGGAGAGCUUGGAGUCCAGGGAGCGCGAGCGCGGGGGUGGUGGCCGCCGCCGGAAGCGCAACGGCCGUCGUGGGAGGAAAAUCGCCAACUCGGCAGCUGUGGCGGAGGAGGAGGACGAUAGCUCGAGGGUGGACCCGAAGGGGUUCCUGGCGUCGGAGGGUGAGCACUCGGGGGAUGAUGAUGAUGGUAGCGUCGACGACGAUGAUAAAGAAGGGGACGUCGAUGACGAGGAGGAGGAGGAAGAGGGCACGAAUGGUGUCAGCAACCCCAACGGCAAUGGAGGCAAGAGCUCCGUGAGGAGAUUCAUGAGUUUUAUCGGGGCAAGAGUUUGGGGAGUUUGGAAUUGAGCCAACGGGAAGAUAGAGAUGACAAAGAAAGGAUUUUUGGACAUUGGAAAGUCUGUGAUGCAGAGACACACAAUGCAGCCUUAUGAUUGGGAAUCAUCGCUCCGUUCGUUGUACGAUGGAGCAAUUAGUAGUGUCUAUGUCAAUUCGAUGCUUGGAGCUCUGCUCUCAGUUUUCUCCUGGCUUUACUCUGUUCUUGAAAGCCAAAUGUUAGGCUGAUCGAAUCCUACUGUGUUACAAAGCUUUUUUA
This is a messenger RNA of Musa acuminata AAA Group (dessert banana), 1249 nucleotides long. RefSeq lists its product as uncharacterized. Lineage: Eukaryota; Viridiplantae; Streptophyta; Magnoliopsida; Zingiberales; Musaceae. The coding region runs from base 337 to 1002 and encodes 221 amino acids. The transcript is spliced from 2 exons. The record is from RefSeq and is a predicted model, not a curated record.